ACUUGUUAAAUAUAAUUGAGUUUACUGUUAUAUACGUCGUUACAGAUCUAAAUGCAUCACUUUAUUUUUUUUAUAUUGUUUUCAGUCCUACAGGACGGUGAAUUAUUGACCAAUUCGCAGACUGGGGUCACUGGAGAAUUUAUCUUGGACUUCAUUCUGGAACAAACAGGCGAAGACACCGUCAAUGAGAAAACGAAGCCACAUACAAUUACAAGGAAACCAGUAGGUGGGAAAGAGACAGAAAAAGUGCAGAAGACUAAGCAGGUAUCAUCCGACAACAGCAGAACCAGGACGAACGAUCACGACAGCUUGACAUACGAUCCUUGUUCCAGCAAGCCAGUGGAUACAAAGAAAAAAAAUGAAAAGGUAUUUAUGCUUUGA
Molecule: messenger RNA, 381 nt
Organism: Dreissena polymorpha
Lineage: Eukaryota; Metazoa; Mollusca; Bivalvia; Myida; Dreissenidae
Exons: 5
Coding region: 52-381 (109 amino acids)
Source: RefSeq, a predicted model, not a curated record